UUUUACUGUGUGUGUGUUUUUUAGGGGAGGGCUUUGCCAUCUGCAAGCCUGGAUUGGGAUAUAGACUCUCAAGGAAGUUUGAUAACAAAACAGCACUACCGGGUUUAGUUGUGCAUUCAUUUUGAGCACACACGUCUUCCAUCUGCUUUGAAUAGGCGACCUUUCUUUUUUAACUAUAGUUACAUUUUUCUACACGAAAGCUACGGGAUAUGUCGAGAGACGGAGGCGUUUCUUUUUCCACCCAAAGCCUCCCCAAGUUGGGACCCCACUGACGCGCUUUGACAUGAAGGAACACACUUGCGGACAUCACUGAAGUAAAGGAGUUCUGCUUCAUUGCGUUUCUCCACUGAACAGAUUUCUAACAAAAGCAGUGGGCUGACCUGCUGUUAGACUAUUUUAUUCCCCCACCUGUGAAACGCUACUGCCAUCAUGCAGACCUCAUCACUGCGCCGCCAGGUGAAGAACAUGGUCAACAGCUUCACAGAGGCUGAGGUCAAGGUACGGGAGGCCACCUCCAACGAUCCCUGGGGUCCUCCCAGCUCGCUUAUGUCUGAAAUCUCAGACUUGACCUUUAAUGUAGUGGCUUUUCAGGAGGUUAUGGGUAUGAUCUGGAAGCGGCUUAACGACCAUGGUAAAAACUGGCGCCACGUAUAUAAGGCAAUGACCCUGCUGGACUACCUGAUCAAAUCAGGCUCCGAGCGUGUGGCCAAAGAGUGCCGCGAGAACAUUUACAGCAUCCAGACACUAAGAGACUUCCAGUACAUAGAUAGAGAUGGACGGGACCAGGGUGUUAAUGUCCGGGAGAAGGCCAAGCAACUAGUGACUCUGCUGAAGGAUGAUGAAAAGCUGAAGAAGGAGAGGAGCCAAGCACUGAAGACUAAGACACGCAUGGCCGGGGCCAGCAGUAGCUUAGGCUCCGGAUCAAUUCCUCCUCCAUACCCGGGACGUCGCACAAGCCAGCCAGCAGGGGCCUAUGCGGAGGAGGCUGGCAGGUGCCGAGGCUCACCAUCCUCAUUUCACUCCUCGUCUUCCUCUCCUCGACUUGCUCCAGACAUGGAGCAGGCUCUGCCAUCAACCAGUGGAGAGGAGGAGCUGCAGCUGCAGCUGGCCCUGGCUAUGAGCCGAGAAGAAAGUGAAAAGCCGCCUCCUACAGUGGAUAUUGAUGAACAGACCCAGCUCCAGAUUGCUAUGACUCUCAGCAAGGAGGAGACCAAGAAGCCAGUCAAACCUGUACCUGUGGCACUGGAAAUGGAUGAAGAAUCCCAGCUUGAGUUAGCCCUGAGCCUGAGCAAGGAGGAGCACCAGCAGGAGCAGCUCAGUCGCCAAGGAGAUGAGUUGACGCUCAAGAAAGCUCUGGAGGAAAGCAAACAUGAGAUGGAUUCUAAAGGCGGGACUGCCUUCAUGGACCUUGUAGAUGUUUUCGCAUUGCCCUCAGCUCAGCCUCCUCGUGACCACCGAUGGAAUAAUGCCCCUCCCCUGGCAGCCGCUCCUCAGGAGAUAAGGGAUCCAUGGGACACAAUGGGCAGCACCAACAUCCAGAGGGUAGAUCCUCCCUGGAUGGCACCUCCAACUUCCAACAGCCCCCCUCCACCAUGGGAGCCCACAGUCGACCCCUGGGAUGACCCUCAGAGCCACCUGAAGGCCCCCGGCCAAGAAUGGGCCUUCCCUCCCAGCACAGCCUCCUCUCGAAUGGAUGCAUUCUCAGCACACAUGGGAGCUACAAGGGACUCCGGUGCUCGACCUGGAAGCCCCUCAGAUGGCGAUCUGUUUGAUGAGGCCAUGGAUGGAGGCCAGGUGAACUUGAAUGGGCGAGGAGAGGGCAGUCCUGAGCUUUUUGACCUGUCACGUCUUGGAGAAAGCUUGGCUGCCCCCAGCCCUCGUUCAUGCAGGACACCUGAGGCCUUCCUGGGCCCCACAGCAGCUUCCUUGGUGAACCUGGACGCCUUGAUCCCAGUAAACCCCCCAGCCAAGAUCCUGAACCCCUUCCUAUCAGGGCUGAGUGCUCCUUCACCUAACAAUCCAUUCCAAACUGAGCAGCCCAAACUAACUCUGAAUCAAUUGGGCUCUGGCUCGAUAUCUUCGGCGCCUCAGGGCACUUCCCUUCCAUACAGUGCCUCCUUGCCCCUGCCAAUGAGCCACCAGCCUACUAGCCUCCCUAUGUCCCUCACUCACCCCACCCAGCCAGGCUUCGGCCUGCCGGGGACCCUCCCUGAGCCCUUGUUGCCCUUCUCUUCAGGAAGCACCGACGGAUCACAGGCUGCACACAGCAGCCAGAACCCUUUCUUAUGAGGACCAACUAAACUGGAAAUAUAACCGAAGAAAAAGGGGAACGCUAUUCGAUUUUGCUCUUGAAAUAUAAUUCUAAUCAAAGACUGAACUUCAGCCCCAAGGACUUGUAUGACUUCUAGUCGUUUUUAUAAUGUGUUAUAAUGUAGUUACCCUUAGAUUGAUGCAAGCUGGUUCGACUCUUCUCUGCAACGAUCUGUCCUGCUACUCUUGUCAUGAUUGCAUUAGUAGGGUAUAUACAAUUGAUAACACCUUUUUUAUUAGAAACAAUUAGUGUCAUGUUAACCUUCUACCUUUUGCAAAUUCAAUUUAGACAAAA
Messenger RNA from Notothenia coriiceps (black rockcod), 2605 nucleotides. It is a transcript of the gene epn3a, whose product is annotated as epsin 3a. Lineage: Eukaryota; Metazoa; Chordata; Actinopteri; Perciformes; Nototheniidae. Gene Ontology annotation, molecular function: clathrin binding; phospholipid binding. The transcript has 11 exons. The coding region runs from base 430 to 2289 and encodes 619 amino acids. Gene Ontology annotation, biological process: endocytosis. The record is from RefSeq and is a predicted model, not a curated record. Gene Ontology annotation, cellular component: plasma membrane; clathrin vesicle coat; endosome.